Molecule: messenger RNA, 1368 nt
Organism: Malania oleifera
Lineage: Eukaryota; Viridiplantae; Streptophyta; Magnoliopsida; Santalales; Ximeniaceae
Product: probable aldo-keto reductase 2
Exons: 5
Coding region: 148-1179 (343 amino acids)
Cellular component (GO): cytoplasm
Source: RefSeq, a predicted model, not a curated record
UAUCCUUCUUCCUGUCUUUCAAAAGUGAGAAAGGUUCCUUCUGCACUGCCUAUAAAUGCACUACUCGUGGAUAUCAGCUUCAACCUCACCCACUCCGGAUACCACUGUCUCCAUCUAGCUGUGUGAAAUUUAGUCAGGAACAGAGAAAUGGCAAAUGCGGUGAGGAGGAUGAAGCUGGGAUCUCAAGGCCUUGAGGUCUCCGCGCAGGGGCUAGGUUGUAUGGGCAUGUCCGCCUUCUACGGCCCUCCCAAGCCCGAAGCCGACAUGAUUAAUCUCAUCCACCACGCCAUCAACGCCGGCAUCACCUUCCUCGACACCUCCGACGUCUAUGGCCCCCACACCAACGAACUCCUCCUUGGGAAGGGUUUGAAGGGAGGCAUGAGGAAGAGAGUGGAACUGGCAACCAAGUUCGGGGCCAGCCUGGCCGACGGCAAGAGAGAGGUGCGGGGGGAUCCGGCGUAUGUGAGGGCGGCAUGCGAGGCCAGCCUGAAGCGCCUUGGGGUGGAUUGCAUCGAUCUUUAUUACCAGCAUCGCAUUGACACCAAAGUCCCCAUUGAAGUCACGGUGGGAGAACUCAAGAAACUAGUUGAAGAGGGUAAAAUAAAAUAUAUAGGUCUAUCUGAGGCCUGUGCUUCCACUAUUAGAAGAGCACAUGCAGUUCAUCCGAUAACUGCUGUGCAGUUGGAGUGGUCUUUGUGGUCAAGAGAUGUAGAAGAAGAAAUAGUUCCUACUUGCAGAGAGCUUGGCAUUGGAAUUGUUGCUUAUAGUCCCUUAGGACGGGGAUUCCUUUCGUCAGGUCCAGGUUUACUUGAGAAGCUGUCAAAUGAUGACUUCCGAAAGUAUAUGCCCAGGUUCCAGCCUGACAAUAUCAAGCAUAACAAAAGCAUAUUUGAGCGGGUAAAUGAAUUGGCAACAAAGAAGGGAUGCACACCAUCUCAGCUAGCAUUGGCCUGGGUCCAUCACCAAGGAAUCGAUGUGUGCCCUAUUCCUGGCACGACAAAAGUUGAAAACCUCAGCCAGAACAUCGGAGCUUUAUCCGUAAAACUAACCCCAAAAGAAUUGGCCGAACUUGAGUCCCUUGCCGCUGGGGAUGCAGUGAAAGGUGAUAGAUAUGGAGCAGAAGUGUCUACUUGGAAAAAUUCUGAAACUCCACCUCUAUCAUCAUGGAAGACGGAGUGAUGAGAGAGAGGGAGGUUGUGGGAGGGAAGAAUGGAGAGAGAAGAGUAUGAAUAAGAAGAGAGAAUAAGGAUUGUACUGAUGCAAGGGAUGGAGAAAAUGGUGAAUAGGAUUUCAGAAUUACAGAUUACUGCUAAAUACCGAAUUGCCAGAAAUUGGAAUAAAUAAAUAAAUAAGGCCUCUUUCUUAUCA